CUUUUGCUGGAAAAUCAAUUAUUAGGGGUGAUUGGAAAAGAAAUUCCAGGCAUUUUGGCAUUUGGGGAAGAAGAAAGAAACAGCAGCAGAGGAGCCAAAGCACGAAGGAGGAGAAGAGGGGAAGCCAACGUCGUCCUGCAGAAACUCAGCCAUCUCAUCAACAAAAUCGACAUCCUAGAAGGUGACGACAGCGUCGGCACUAUUCUCGGCCUCCAAUUUCCACCAGGGACGCCGGGGUUUACGUAUUACAAGGAGAAGUUUACGAAGAUCGACGAUGAGAAGCGAGCGAAGGAAGCGGAGGUGAUCGAAGGAGGGUAUCUGGAUUUAGGGUUCACGUUGUAUCGAGUUCGAUUUGAAGUGAUUGAGAAGAGCGAAGAUUGCUGCAUCACGAAAGCCACCAUCGAGUAUGAUUUGAAGGAAGAAGCUGCGGUGAACGCUUCCAUCAUCAGCAUCCAGUCGCUGGUGAUGAUUAUGGAAACCGCCGCCGAUUAUCUCACCGUCAACGACGAAGAUUGAUGGCGAUGGCUCCAUAUCUUACUUGGUUCGUCAUUAAUGUAUUUUAGUUUGCUUAGCUGAUGUUGUUCACUGGACAGUUUCUCUCUACAAAUCUAUGAAUUUUGGAUC
Messenger RNA from Diospyros lotus (date-plum), 624 nucleotides. RefSeq names its product norbelladine synthase-like. The record is from RefSeq and is a predicted model, not a curated record. Gene Ontology annotation, cellular component: nucleus; cytoplasm. The annotation marks the transcript as partial. The transcript has 2 exons. Lineage: Eukaryota; Viridiplantae; Streptophyta; Magnoliopsida; Ericales; Ebenaceae. Gene Ontology annotation, biological process: defense response; abscisic acid-activated signaling pathway. Gene Ontology annotation, molecular function: signaling receptor activity; protein phosphatase inhibitor activity; abscisic acid binding.